AUGACAGGCAUGUGGUUGUGCGACCACGGUAAUAUAUUAAUGUUUCGUUUCCUUCAGAUGUGUGCAUGGGCUUUAGUACCCCAGAGUCCGAUCCUCUGGGUGAAACUAACCGACGCUCGCAAGGCGUGUGAUUGUACGACCGCGGUAAUAUUAAUGUUUGAAGACCUCAAGUGCAAGACGCUCGACGCUCUGAUUACCGGCAUCAUCGUCGUCAACCGAGCCUCUCCUGGGAGAGCGUCGACCUUGCCGUGGUCCAGGGGCUCUAGUGAGUGGUUUUAUUUCAGCUACGAAGCUCAAGACGAUCGACGCCCUGACCGUCAACACUCGGGCACGACGACGAGUCCGGUCGACGACUCCAUUCAAGCACGACGUCAACAACCGGCGGCGGUCUCUGGGGUAUUUUGGGCUGGGCUUCUGGGGCAUCUUGGGCCGAGUCUGGCUGCUCUAUUCGCGACAUCGAAAUCGACCUCACGACCGAGCUCAAGUACGACAUCGACAUCGCUCACGACCGAGCUCAAGUACGACAUCGACAUCGACCUCACGAGCGAGAUCAAGCACGACUUCGACACCGAGCUCCAACGAGCUUCAAGACCGGUCCCCUGGGAGAGCACGCUCGCAAGGCGUGUGAUUGUACGGCCGAUGUCCGACACGAAACUGACAGACGCUACGCGAAACGUAUCUAAAUAUAUGUGUGUGGGCUCUAGUACCUCAGAGUCCGAUCCUCUGAGGGAAGCCAACAAACGCCUACUAACAGUUCUUUUUCUACAGCUUAGGCGACAUCUGCUUCUCUCCCUUACACUCUCACUUUUCUCUGUUCUCUCCGCUUCGUAUAAUAUCUCCUCUACAGCGACACCCUUGGGCCGUCUCGACAUUUUUCCCUCUGUCCUUGUCUCAAGUCUUCAGCUUGAGCCCCUCCACUGGUAUGGCGUCGUCCUUCUCGUGGUGUUAAUCGAUGCGGCGCGCGUAUCUUCUGACGGACCUUCUGCAGUCUUCUUCCAGAUGUGUGAGCGUGUGUCUGGUAAGCUCAAGAUGAUCGACGCUCUGAUCACAACAGUCGAGUACGACGACGAUUCCGAUCGACGACCUCAAUCAAGCACGACAUCAACACCCGACGGCGGUCACCUCUGGGGCGUCUUGACCCGAUGGGUCUCUGGGUAUGCUGGGUUUCUGGGUCUGCUGGUUCUCGUCGUCUCUUGUUCUGCUGGCUCUCGCGACACCACCGACGACACCGACACCGACACCAACACUGACAACGCAUCAAACACGACAUCGACACCGGGCUUCAAGAGCUUCAAGACCGGCCCCCUGGUACGGCGUUGA
Molecule: messenger RNA, 1320 nt
Organism: Stereum hirsutum FP-91666 SS1
Lineage: Eukaryota; Fungi; Basidiomycota; Agaricomycetes; Russulales; Stereaceae
Exons: 15
Coding region: 1-1320 (439 amino acids)
Source: RefSeq, a predicted model, not a curated record